Molecule: messenger RNA, 1140 nt
Organism: Camponotus floridanus (Florida carpenter ant)
Lineage: Eukaryota; Metazoa; Arthropoda; Insecta; Hymenoptera; Formicidae
Exons: 2
Source: RefSeq, a predicted model, not a curated record
UAAUUGUAAGCAAUGUUGACCUUUCUUAAAAAAAUCUUGGAACAUCUCAUCGAACAGAUACGCAAAUCUGCAGAAACAACAAAAGAGGAAGAAACAAACACAAACAAGAAUGCUGAUGCUUUUAUUGUUAGUGAAAGAUAUGAAGAAGUUCUAAAUUUAUCGAAAGAAAUAAAUUUGCUGUAUGAAAAAAGUAAACUUUCCAAAAGAGUUAAGAAAAUGAUGUAUCGGCUGAAAAUUAAGAUGAAUAAUUUAUUUAAUAAUUUUGCAAUUGGUUCAACAGAAAUCAAAUGUGAUGAUAUUCUAGUUCUUGCGAUGGCUCAUAUUAAUUUAGGUCGCAUAUAUCUUUACAAAGAAGAUAAUUUAAAUGUUGCUAAAGAUUAUCUUAUUAAAUGCACAGAGUUAUUGAAUGGAAAAGAGCUGCACUAUAAAUUUAUUUUGACAGCUAUCUAUGCACGUAUCUACUUAUAUGAGAUUUGGGAAAAAUUACAACAGUUAGAGAAUUGUUAUUCAUUAUUAGAUAAAGCAUUAGAACUAUAUUUAAGUUAUACAAAGGAAGAAGAUUAUCCAGAUCCUUUUAACAUAGAUAUCUUUUUACCGAACAAAGGAAACUCUAAAAUUAAUCUGAUUAAUAGUCAUAUAUUAACAUUAGACUAUAUGAAAAAAUUGUAUUGCCUUCAACCUACAAAUAUGCACAAAUUUGUAAUAUAUGUUCAUAAUUUAUUGAACAAGCAACUGAAAACAAUAAAAGACUCGACUGAAAAUCACAUAUUUUUAUGUUGGGCUGAAGCCUCAGCUGAAUUAUCUAUUUACUUUUUGUAUUCUAAUCGCUUUAUGGAAGCUAAAAUUCAUAUUGCUGCUGCGGAAUAUAUGACAGUGAUGUAUCGUAUAUCAUUAAUAACAGAUCUGGAUGCAAAAUCUGAAGAGAAAAUGUAUAACUAUCAUCUAGUCUAUAUGUUCAUCAAUCAACUUUGGGCAAUGUAUGGUAUUAUGCUUUUACGUUCAUCAAAAGAAAGAUUACUACAGCAUAAAAGUAAUAAAUCUUGUGAGGUAAAUAAUACAGAAUCAGAAUGUCAUUUAAAGUUAGAGAAAGAAAUAAUGAAACCUCUAACGUUUGUUGACUUAGAAAAAGAUUUAAAACGC